CCACCCAACUCUAUACUUGAGUGGAUUCUCGUCCGGGCGCACAACUCUCAACCCAGCACACCUACCCAACGCAGUUCAGCAUUGCUGGGAGGGGAGGGGAGGGGCACGGCAGGAUCCAUGGAGCGGAUCGGCGACAAGGUGAUCAGCAGGGCCGAGAUCACGGACGCCGCGUUCGCCGACUCCACCGUGAUCCCCGACAGGUAUGUCCGGUCCGACGAGGUCAGGGACGGGGUCGUCGUGGGCGACGACGAGAGCUACGAGCUGCCGGUUGUAGACAUGGCCAGGCUGCUUGACCCGGAGUUCUCGGACGCCGAGACCGCCAGGCUUGGCUCCGCGUGCCGAGACUGGGGCUUCUUCCAGUUAACAAACCACGGAGUCGACGAAGCAGUUGUACAAGCUAUGAAAGAUAACACUCUGCAGUUCUUCGGCUUGCCGCUGGAGAAGAAGAAAGCGGUGGCCAUCCAAGCAAAUGGCUUCGAAGGAUUUGGACACCACUACAACAGAGCAUCGUCUGAAAAGUUGGACUGGGCAGAGAGCCUAAUCCUCAUGACACAGCAACACGAGGAAAGGAACAUUGAGUUUUGGCCUGCCGAUCCGUCAACAUUUAGGGAUGCACUUGAUGAGUACUCAAUGGAGAUGAUAAAUCUCACAAGCCGCCUCUUGGUGUUCAUGGCGAGCGACCUCGGAGUUGAGCAGGAGGCGCUCAUGGAAACCUUCCAGGGCAAGAGGCAGAGUGUUGCCUUCCACUACUACCCUCCGUGCCGCCACCCGGACAAGGUGAUCGGCAUCACGCCGCACCACGACGGCCUCGGGCUGACGCUGCUGCUGCACGUGGACGACACCCCCGGCCUGCAGGUGAGGAAAAACGGCAGGUGGUACCCGUUGAACCCGCUGCCAGGCGCCCUCGUCAUCAACGUCGGCGACAUUCUCCAGAUCCUCACCAAUGGCACGUACAAGAGCGCCGAGCACAGGGUGCUGCCGGACGUCGAGAAAGGGCGGGCCACCGUGGUGAUGUUUCAGAAUGCUUGUGUUGCCGGAAUGGUGAAGCCGCUCCCGGAGCUAGGGGAGGCGACGUACAAGGCCAUCGACCUUGUUGAGUAUGUCAAGGGGAACUUCAGGGCGCUGGCUGAAGGGACAAGGUUCGUGGAUAGUCUCAAGAUCAUGUAACCAAACCUAGGUCGAGAAGGGAUCUAAAGAAGUUGGUUUCUUUGUGUCGUGUAUGUAUCAGCUGGCAACUAAUAAGAGCACACCCGAACAUAAAAUAAAUAAACUCGACGGGACUGAAUUUUCUAGAUCAA
Messenger RNA from Hordeum vulgare subsp. vulgare (domesticated barley), 1298 nucleotides. Its product is annotated as protein SRG1-like. The record is from RefSeq and is a predicted model, not a curated record. The coding region runs from base 118 to 1167 and encodes 349 amino acids. The transcript has 3 exons. Lineage: Eukaryota; Viridiplantae; Streptophyta; Magnoliopsida; Poales; Poaceae.